AUGAGCCGUUCAGAUGGGUUUAUUGAAGAUAGAGAUUCAAAAAACGAUGCCAGUAUUCAGAUUCUCGGCGGAUCUUCAAAUGUGGAAGUUAUUGCACUAUCAGAAUCAGUGGAUCAAGAUGAGUGCAAAAGGCCAACACAUGAUUGUCAAGCGAAUAUGAUGCCAUCCUCCCCGCAGAGAAAACCUUGUGGGUUGAGUGAUAUUGAAAUUAUUGAACCAAACAAAUCUCUUGAACUUUGUGCACCGUUCUACCAUGAUAUUAGUACGAGCAAACUGGAUGACUAUUUGGUAACAGCAAACUGUAUCGUAGACUCGUCAUUAAGUAACGAGAACAAUGCAAAAGGAAACGCAAAAACACUUUUGGAAGAUCUAAUAAAUGACGAGUGGUCAGCUGAUGUCGAAUCGAGUGGAAAGAAACAGAACGAACAGAAAUUUAAUCUAAGAAACAUCGCAGAAAAGUGGGGAGUACAGUCUCCAAAAAAAUCAGAGGCAAAUGCUAUUAAUCAUGGAUAUGAAAAAGAAAUGAUCAUGGAAACUAAGUAUGGUACUGCCGAUAGCCAAAAAUCUCAGGUGGGGGCAGCAGAUAUACUAUUCGAUUUUCCACUAUCUCCAGUAAAAAAUGAGGAUUCUGUAAAAGAAAAACAUGGCUCAAUUACUAAUCACGAUUUUUCACCAGGGCGUAGUGUAGAAGCACCAGCAAACCAAAAACAUGAUGAAGUUCUGGAAGUCGUGAAAAAAAGGUCACACGAGCAGAUUGAAGACGAUUCAAGACAUCUUCCAAAAGGAAAGAAAAGAACUAUAGCGCUAUCAAGAACAUUGAUCAAAAGUACUAAAUCGCCUGAUACAGUAGAACUGAAUCUUUCCAAAUUUCUCGACGACUCAGAUAGUAUUACUAUGGAUAUCCUUUCUACCCCAUCAAAGAAAGCUAACAUUGUUAGAACAGGUAGUCAGCCAAUCUUAGGUACCUCUAACCCCCCUCAAGCCAUAAGACGAUUGAACACUUUAGCAAAUGAAGAUGUCCAGAGAACUAGAAGUACUGCUAGGGAAAUAUCACAGCUGGAAAGUUAUAUCACUUAUGGGCAAUAUUAUUCCAGAGAAGAAUCAAGAAGCAAAAUACGACAUCUAUUAAAAGAGAAAAAGGGUGCUUUUAGGCAAGUUAAUCAGAUAUAUCGCGAUAAUGAGAAAGCGCGCUCUCAAAUCAUUUUGGAGUUUUCACCAAGCAUUCUUCAGUUAUUCCAAAAGGUCGAGGGUAACCUACAGCAACAAGUGGCACCAGCCGUUAUUCAACAGAGUUAUGACGAUUCUAUACCUCUUUUAAGGUUUCUUCGGAAAUGCGAUAGUAUUUAUGACUUCAAUAACGAUUUUUAUUACCCUUGUGAUCCAAAAAUUGUCGAAGAGAACAUUUCAAUUCUAUAUUAUGAUGCGCAGGAAUUUUUCGAGCAAUAUACAUCGCAAAAGAAGAAAUUGUAUAAGAAAAUACGCUGUUUUUCAAAAAAUGGAAAACAUGUGAUACUUGUACUAAGCGAUUUGAAUAAGCUCAAAAGAGCCAUUUUUCAAUUCGAAAAUGAAAAGUACAAAGCCAGGGUAGAACAGCGAUUGUCGGGAAACGAAGAAGCACCGAGACCUAGAAGUAAAAAAUCAAGCCAGGUUGGAGAAUUGGGGAUUAAGAAAUUUGAUUUAGAACAACGGCUACGCUUCAUUGAUAGAGAAUGGAAUGUCAAAAUACAUACUGUGAAUUCCCAUAUGGAGUUUAUUAAUUCUCUGCCAAAUCUAGUUUCGUUAAUUGGAAAGCAGCGUAUGGAUCCCGCCAUUAGAUAUAUGAAAUACGCCCAUUUGAAUGUCAAAUCAGCCAACGAUAGAACAGAAAUAUUAAAAAAAACGUUUCACCAAAUUGGGAGAAUGCCUGAGUUAAAAGCCAAUAACGCCGUCAGUUUAUAUCCCAGUUUCCAAUUGCUAUAUGAAGAUAUACAAAAAGGAAGAUUACAGUCAGACAACGAGGGUAAGUAUUUAAUGACUGAAGCAAUAGAAAGAAGACUGUACAAACUGUUUACUAGCACUGAUCCUAAUGAUGCAAUUGAAUGA
Messenger RNA from Saccharomyces kudriavzevii IFO 1802, 2082 nucleotides. It is a transcript of the gene MMS4, whose product is annotated as Mms4p. Bases 1 to 2082 code for a protein of 693 amino acids. Gene Ontology annotation, molecular function: nuclease activity; DNA binding. The record is from RefSeq and is a predicted model, not a curated record. NCBI's taxonomy places the organism in Eukaryota, Fungi, Ascomycota, Saccharomycetes, Saccharomycetales, Saccharomycetaceae. The transcript has a single exon.